Messenger RNA from Trematosphaeria pertusa, 1470 nucleotides. RefSeq lists its product as uncharacterized. Bases 1 to 1470 code for a protein of 489 amino acids. The record is from RefSeq and is a predicted model, not a curated record. The transcript has 3 exons. NCBI's taxonomy places the organism in Eukaryota, Fungi, Ascomycota, Dothideomycetes, Pleosporales, Trematosphaeriaceae.
AUGAAGCUUCUUGUGACUUACCUUGCUCUCCUUUGGAAUCUUAAUACGCUACCAAUUCGCGCUGCCCCUAAUCCCCCAGGAAAUACCGCUAUCAUCCCCAGUUACGCUGGUCACAACCUCCUAGAACAUCGCGCCAACGGCGAAUCUUGCGAAGACCGAUGCCGCAAACGCUGCAAAGGAAGAAGAAUCAAAGACCCCACCAACUGUCGUCGCUGCAUCCCGUGUCCUCUCGGGUCGAAACCAGAUCUUCUUCACGUUAUCUGCGUCACCGACAGCGAUACCAAUGAAGAGCGGGACGCGAAGCGGAAGGGAAAAUGUCCAGGCGAUACAGUCCUCGAUCCCAAGGAAGGCCCACAGAAGCUCGACACUAACCCCGCAGAUCUCAAGUGCGCCAUCGACGACGAGAAAUGUGACAGGAAGCAGCAGUAUGCAGCAGUUACCGUCGGUCCAAAUGGAAAGGCAAAGAAAACAUGCAAGCCGACUCGCCAAUAUCAGAACAAGAAGAAGAGCAGGUGGUCGAAAAUGAAGAACAAGUUCAAGAAGAGAUGGGAGGACAAGAAAGAGGAGCGAGCCAAGCAGGACGAAGAGAGAAAAGCGAGAAAGGAUAAGAUCGAAGAAGGGAGAAAGCGGAAGGAGAAAGAGACUAACGACAAGAAGAAAAAGAAGAUCAAGUCUUUCAAGUGUGGAAUGGCCACUGCCAUGGUAGCCGGACAGCAGAUUGCGGGACUCAUCCCGACGAAGAGGGCGCUUUUGAGGAGGGAAGGAAAUGCGGAGAUUGAGAGUUAUAUGGAUAUGACUGCCUGUUACUUCGAUGCCGACUUCGUCGAGGAUGACCAGUUCCUCGAAUACUUCCCGUCAGACGUGAAUGUUGACGAUAUUGGAACCGGCGUCGACGAGAAAGCUUAUAUGGAGGCAUUCAUCCAGAGGAUGGAGCAAGCGGACUUUGACUUCUGGAAUAGCCACGACUUCUGCAAACGGAACGGGAAUGGGACACUCGAGGCCCGUUGCCAAAAGAAGAGAGAGGAUAUCACGGAGAAGGAACAUGAGUACGAAGAGAAACGUAGGAGAGCGGAGAGGGCCCUGAAGAGAGACAUUCUGAAGAACGACCUCGAGAAAAGAGACGAAACGUUGAACGCAGAAGACUUCUGUGAUAUGAGCAACCUGGCGAAGCGGGAGGCUCGCGGAGAGGAAACGGUGAAGAAAAGGAACCCGUUCGCGAUUUUCGUGGAGAUUGCGCUGUUUGCUGUCCGAAUGGGAACGUCGCUUCUGUCUCGCGUGAUUCCCCGGCUCGCAACGUUUUCGCCCCGUCUGGCUAGACUGUUGGAAAAGACUCCCAAGAAUCUGUUCAAGUUAGCACCGAAAGGACAGGCCGGGAAUGCGGGAAGUCGAGAGGCGAUGAAGCAGGCAUUUCGGAAGCUUGCAGACCACCCGGCUUUCAAGCAAUGUGUAAAGAACGGAAAGCCCUUAUAA